Molecule: messenger RNA, 1101 nt
Organism: Heterostelium album PN500
Lineage: Eukaryota; Evosea; Eumycetozoa; Acytosteliales; Acytosteliaceae
Gene: dia1
Exons: 2
Coding region: 1-1101 (366 amino acids)
Source: RefSeq, a predicted model, not a curated record
AUGUCACCAAUCAAUAUUUUAAUAAUAAUAUUUCAUACUAUUGCUUUAGUUUCUUUGGUGGCUGCAUGUUUGAUUCCAGGUGGUGUUGUUCAAGGUCAGUGUAUCUCCACACCGAAAUGUGUUGGAAUCGGUGAUAGUUGUGCGUCUGAACUCCACAGUACUUGUCCUUCUAAUGCGUUUUGUGAUAGUCUGACCUUUGUUUGCAAAGCCAAAGGUGCCGCUGGUGACAGCUGCACCACUGCCUCGUCCGGUGUCUGCAUCGAUGGCUACACCUGUGUCAACUCAAAGUGCACCGCAGUCAAGUACCUCGGAAUGGGCGAGACAUGUGCGUCGACAAUCCAAUGUUCUGGCACCAUGCUCUGCACCAACUCGGUUUGCACCAAUCCAUCGUUUCCAAAUUGUACUAGCUCAUUCGAUUGCCACUGGAAUGAAACUUGUAAGCCAGCUACCACCACGCCUGGCGGAGUAUCGUCCAACACCACCACAACUUGUUCUCCAAUCUCUCAGGAUGGUGAUUUCUGCUCUGCCAACGCCGAUUGUGAGAUCUACUCGAGUUGCUCGAAAUCCAAGUUGGGUGUGCUAUCCAAGUGUAUGUCGCCAUUCAGUGUCGACCAAGACGGUAGUUGCCAGCUGGAUACCUAUACAACAUGUGAUCUCACCAAGAAUCUCAGUUGUUCAUCCAACUCGUCGACUUGCGCUCCGAUGUCAGGCGACCAUUGUCUGCCAUUCAACGCCACCCAAAUGAAAUCGACAUUGACCUCGUUGCAAUCGUGUAGAAUCAACAAUCGUUGUCCACUUACCAACAAUGAAACACCAAAGUCGUGCAGUCCAAAGAAUUGUGGAACCGAUUUCAAAGCACUCCAAUCGCUACUCUAUCAAUGUCCACCUGCAGUCAUCCCAAGCACAGCCAACGUCACCUCUUCAACAACCAGCAGCACCACCACCACCACUGGAAAACCAACAACCACCUCAUCUACAACUGGAUCCGACUCCAACAGUGACAGUAAUAGCAACAGUAACUCAAAUGAUUCCAGUAGAUUAAUCAAUAGAAUGUUCAAAUUCUUAUACUUUGUUGUUUUCAUAUUAAUAAUUAGCUCAUAA